AUGGGCGCGUCCAUAUCCAAGGCCAUGGCCAAGAUCUUCGGAUCAAAGGAGAUGCGGCUGCUGAUGCUGGGCCUCGACGCCGCUGGAAAGACGACCAUCCUUUACAAGCUCAAGCUUGACCAAGAUGUCACCACCAUCCCCACCGUCGGCUUCAACGUCGAGACUGUCACAUAUAAGAAUACCAAGUUCAACGUCUGGGACGUCGGCGGCCAAGACAAGAUCCGCCCGCUGUGGAGGCAUUACUUCUCUGGAACCCAGGGACUCAUCUUCGUCAUCGACUCCAACGACCGCGCCCGUAUCGAGGAGGCAAAGACGGAACUUACCCGCAUUAUCCAGGACAGGGAAAUGAAGGACGCGCUGUUGCUGGUAUUCGCCAACAAGCAGGACUUGAGCGGAGCGAUGCGACCCAAGGAGGUAUCCGAUCUACUACAAUUGGACAAGAUUGCCAAAGACCACGUAUGGAAAGUCGAGCCUAGCUGUGCAACAACAGGCGAGGGUAUUUUCGAGGGACUGGCAUGGCUCUCCAACAACGUAAAGCUGCCACCGGGCGCCAAGUAG
Bipolaris maydis ATCC 48331 is the source of this 558-nucleotide messenger RNA. Its product is annotated as ADP-ribosylation factor family-domain-containing protein. Gene Ontology annotation, cellular component: cytoplasm. Gene Ontology annotation, biological process: intracellular protein transport; vesicle-mediated transport. The record is from RefSeq and is a predicted model, not a curated record. Lineage: Eukaryota; Fungi; Ascomycota; Dothideomycetes; Pleosporales; Pleosporaceae. Gene Ontology annotation, molecular function: GTP binding; GTPase activity.